Lingula anatina is the source of this 983-nucleotide messenger RNA. RefSeq lists its product as uncharacterized. Lineage: Eukaryota; Metazoa; Brachiopoda; Lingulata; Lingulida; Lingulidae. The record is from RefSeq and is a predicted model, not a curated record.
UCGCUAACAUUUCUCAUUUAGUAAAACAUCAGCAUGGAGUACGGUGUACAGCUGCUAACCAUCGUAUUGGUGGGACUUUCGAUAUUUUGCCAAAGUUCUAAUGGAAAUGAAACCUGUCGUCUGAACAAAGACGCUAACUGCUCAGGGCCCGAGGAGGAAAUGAGGCGUGGGUGCGUGCACUCGGACUGGCUGCCUUGCCUGGACACAUGGAUGAAGUAUGUCGAGAAGCGGAAGGGGUCUCCCACAAACUUUGUCACUCCUGAGACCAAAAAAGACGCCAAGGAGACAUGCAGAGUGUUCAAGAAGGUUAAAAAAUGUGCAUUGAAAGUUCGAGAUUCGUGUUGGGACUUCUCUGGACCUAGAGACUCGGAAUCUAGUAAAACGCUCAGAAUCAUCGAAAGUUCAAUGGACUAUCUGUGUGGAGAGGGGCACGAGGAAUAUAUGAAAAACUUCGACUGCAUUGCUAAGGUCAACUUGGAGGGUCGAGAGAAGACGAUAAAGUGUAACGAUAUGGCGGAGAAAUUAGACGAGAAGAUCCAGAGCGAGCACGAUAUUUCAAGGUCAGCUGCCAAUGCAGAUGUAAAAGCCAGUCUCUGCGGAGGGGCCAGGGAUGUUAUAGAAUGCCUUACCAAGGUCUACCAGCCUUGUGGUGAGAGUGUGCAGAAUAUUAUGAAAACGGUGUACUCGGCAACCAUGUCGGCAUCACUUCAAAAUAACGGCUUCGAGUGUGACUUUCUCAGGAAAAAAGUACAGCAUAAGCGGGACGAAUUAUGAACAGAUGCAAAUAUAGCUUUGUAUGAAGGUUCUUCACUGGCGGCUUGGCAGAUGAACGUGUCGUCCUGUUAAUGUGUAUAUAAGUUUGUAUAUAUUUACUGUGGCGCAAGUGCCUACUUACAAAAUGCAAUUCACAUAUUUGUAAUGUGUAGGUAGAUGCGCCGCACUUGUUAUUUUUGUAGGGAAAAUAAAUUGGGAAUGGAUUUAUA